Fukomys damarensis (Damara mole-rat) is the source of this 2463-nucleotide messenger RNA. It is a transcript of the gene Fktn, whose product is annotated as fukutin. Gene Ontology annotation, cellular component: Golgi membrane. The coding region runs from base 591 to 1976 and encodes 461 amino acids. The transcript is spliced from 11 exons. Lineage: Eukaryota; Metazoa; Chordata; Mammalia; Rodentia; Bathyergidae. The record is from RefSeq and is a predicted model, not a curated record.
GGUUCCGCUGGCUUGCUGGGCGUGGGCGGGCGCCUUUGGGCACUUUUCGCUGGUGGCACGCAUGCCCUCUUUGGGCGACUCUCAGCCUCUGUGAACCUGCCUUCCCCUCGGCGGGCAGGAGACCGAGGCCGGACACUGAGCGCGCUCCCGGUUAGGGGCUCUUCGGUCGGUCCAAGAGCACUUUGCGGCAGACGUUCCUUUGGCAGGGGGCCGGGCGGGAGUGUUCUUCCCACGCUCCCUGGAGUUGCCCUCAGUUCUCGCUUUGAGACAGGUUCAUCUUUGGAGGGCGAUCGAGAUCCUUGUAUAGAAGCCGGCUGAGCGGAGUGAUCAAUGGCCCUUCUGCCCCUCUGUGGUGUGGAUCCAGGUGUUGGUAUGGCCCAGCAGCCAGAGAGUCAUAUAGCAUUGGAGGGGGGUGCUCCUCGGCUCCUCUCUGCUGAAGAGGAUGGGCUCACCGGAUAGUCCCGCACACUGCUGGGCUCCUUGGCUCCUCGGCUCCUCUGCACCAAAGAAAACAAGUUUAUCUUCCUAUCCAAAAAGAUGAAAAUAACUGGGUUACUUACAAAAAACAACCAAGUGAAGACCACCAACUAAUGAGUAGAAUCAGUAAGAACGUGAUUUUGGCCCUUUUCACAUUGACAAGUUCUGCAUUUCUGCUGUUUCAGUUGUACUACUACAAGCACUAUUUAUCAGCAAAGAAUGGAGCUGCUUUAUCAAAAUCCAAAGGAAGUAGAAUUGGAUUUGAUAGCACACAGUGGCGUGCAGUUAAAAAGUUCAUUAUGCUGACAUCCAGCCAAAAUGUACCGGUGUUCCUUAUUGAUCCUUUGAUUCUGGAGUUGAUAAAUAAAAACUUUGAACAAGUCAAAAAUACUUCUUAUGGCUCUGCUUCAGAAUGCAAGUUUUUCUGUGUUCAAAGAGACUUUACUACGUUUGCACUACAAUAUCAUCUAUGGAAGAAUGAGGAAGGCUGGUUUCCUGUAGCUGAGAAUAUGGGAUUUCAGUGCCUAAAGACUGAAAGCAAAGAUCCUCGGCUGGAUGGGAUAGACUCACUUUCUGGAACUGAAAUUCCUUUGCAUUGUAUCUGUAAAUGGGCCACUCAUGCCAUCCAUUUGGUGGUCUUUCAUGGGAGAAGUGGCAGCUACCUCUGGCAUGGCCAUCUACGACUCAAGGGACACAUUGACAGGAAAUUUGUUCCUUUUCAAAAGUUACAGUUUGGUCAUUAUCCUGGAGCUUUUGACAGGCCAGAGUUACAGCAAGUUACUAUAGAUGGACUAGAAAUUCUCAUUCCAAAAGAUCCAGUGCACUUUCUAGAAGAAGUACCACACUCUAGAUUUAUUGAGUGUAGGUAUAAAGAAGCUCGAACAUUCUUUCAGCAGUACCUUGAUGAUAACACUGUAGAAGCGAUGACCUUUCAGAAGAGUGCAAAGGAAUUACUGCAGCUAGCAGCCAAAACCUUAAACAAAUUGGGAAUACGAUUCUGGCUGAGCAGUGGAACUUGUCUAGGAUGGUAUCGGCAGUGCAGUAUCAUUCCUUAUAGCAAAGAUGUCGACCUAGGGAUUUUUAUACAAGAUUACAAAUCUGAUAUUAUUUUAGCAUUUCAGGAGGCAGGACUUCCACUCAAACAUAAGUUUGGGAAGGUAGAAGACAGCUUGGAACUAUCCUUCCAGGGAAAAGAUGAUGUAAAACUUGACAUUUUUUUCUUCUAUGAAGAUACUGACUAUAUGUGGAAUGGAGGCACUCAGGCCAAAACAGGAAGAAAAUUUAAAUACCUGUUUCCCAAGUUUACACUGUGCUGGACUGAGUUUGUAGACAUGAAGGUCCGUGUGCCAUGUGAAACCAUUGAAUAUAUCGAAGCCAACUAUGGUAAGAGCUGGAAGAUUCCUAUAAAGACAUGGGACUGGAAGAACUCUCCACCCAAUGUGCAGCCCAAUGGAAUCUGGCCUAUUUCAGAAUGGGAUGACGUUAUCCAGUUAUACUGAAAUAGUGGGUUGAAAUGGGAGAAUUUCUCUUUGGAAAAAAAGGGAAGCUUUUUCUUUUCUCACACACCUACUCAUCAAACAUAAGUGAAACGACCACCACUACCAUCAAAAAAAGGGAGAAGUUUGAAGACACAGAGUCCUAACUCCUCAGCCAUCCGAUUUAGUUCUUAACAGCAUUUAUUGAGUUUCUGUGUGCCAAGUAAAGUGCUAGGUUGCAGUGGAGACUCAGAAACGAACAAGCAAGUAUCACCCUCUUUUUCCUAUGCCUUUGGUAAGCACCCCAGCUUUCCUUCGAGAGAAACUCCUCCACCCUUUGAAGAGCUGAAAUAGAAUAAGAUAUACUUUAUAAUGUUUUUUUAAAUGUUAAGUAAUGUUUUGACUUGAAAAUGAGAUCAUCAGGCAAAAGCCAAGGAAAGUGGUACUAGUUAAAAAGAAUAAUCCAUUCCUGUCCUCAGCAUUUGAGCUGCUGUGUUAGCGCUGCAUUUAA